AUGGCGACUCUCCAAGCCAUUAAAUAUUCGCGGGGCAAGUUGUUAGUGCUUGACCAGCUGCGACUCCCCCACGAACACCACUACGAUGAGGUGUCGACUGCCGAGCAAGCUUUUGACUGCAUCAGGUCGAUGAGGGUUAGAGGCGCACCCGCCAUCGCCAUUGUUGCUGCUCUUGCUCAUGCGGUUGAGUUACACAACGGGGACUGCACCGCGACAACACCAGAAGACACCAUCGCUUACAUCGAGUCCCGCCUCGACUACCUCAAGGACAGCCGCCCAACCGCCGUCGACCUCUCCAAUGCCAUCGCCCUCCUCAAGCAAGCCGCGCGCGCCGCCACGGUGGAGGGUCUCGCCCACCCCGAAGCCAAGGAAGCCAUCCUGAACGCAUACAUCGCCGCCGCCGAGACCAUCCUCGCCAAAGACCUCGAUAACAACACCUCCAUCGGCACCCACGGCGCGGCCUGGCUCCAACAGCAAUACCACGCGACGCCCUCCCGCCCGCUCUCCGUCCUCACCCACUGCAACACCGGCUCGCUGGCCACGUCCGGCCACGGCACCGCGCUCGGCAUCAUCCGCAGCCUGCACCAGCAGCAGCUCCUCAAGCACGCCUACUGCACCGAGACCCGCCCCUACAACCAAGGCAGCCGGCUGACCGCGUUCGAGCUCGUCUUCGAGGGCAUCCCCGCCACGCUGGUGACCGACAGCAUGGCGGCGGCGCUGUUUGCGCUUCACCGCGAGCGCAUGAACAUCGGCGCCGUGGUGGUGGGCGCCGACCGCGUGGUGCGCAACGGCGACACGGCCAACAAGAUCGGCACGUAUGCGCUGGCGGUGCUGGCGCGCCACCAUGGGGUCAAGUUUGUGGUGGCGGCGCCGACGACGAGUAUUGAUUUGGAGACGGAGAGCGGGGCGGGGAUCGAGAUCGAGGAGCGCAAGCCGGAGGAGCUGACGCAGGUUACGGGCGCGGUGGUUAAUGCGGAUGGGAGCGUGGAUGCGAGUCGGACAGCGAGGGUCGCGAUUGCGGACCAGAGGAUUGGCGUGUGGAAUCCGGCGUUUGAUGUCACGCCGCAUGACCUGAUUGAUGCCAUUGUUACGGAGAGGGGGGCGGUGGUGAAGGGGGCGGACGGCCGGUUUGACUUUAGCCAGGUGCUGCCGGAGAGGUGGCGGUGGUAG
Chaetomium globosum CBS 148.51 is the source of this 1170-nucleotide messenger RNA. RefSeq lists its product as uncharacterized. The coding region runs from base 1 to 1170 and encodes 389 amino acids. Lineage: Eukaryota; Fungi; Ascomycota; Sordariomycetes; Sordariales; Chaetomiaceae. Gene Ontology annotation, molecular function: S-methyl-5-thioribose-1-phosphate isomerase activity. The record is from RefSeq and is a predicted model, not a curated record. The transcript is spliced from 3 exons.